UGGUAAAAUUAUUCAUUGGUUAGACGAGAUAACACAAGAUAAUAAUAACGAAAGCAAAAAACAAAUCUUAGAAGCCGAUAAAGUCAAACCAGAAUUAAUCGAACCAAAACAUCCGAAUCAAAUAUACACUAGAAAAUCAAUAGAUUCUAAUCAAAUCUCUGAAGGAUUACGUAUCUAA
Molecule: messenger RNA, 178 nt
Organism: Scutellospora calospora
Lineage: Eukaryota; Fungi; Glomeromycota; Glomeromycetes; Diversisporales; Gigasporaceae
Source: the annotation of a GenBank genome assembly